Coniophora puteana RWD-64-598 SS2 is the source of this 5256-nucleotide messenger RNA. RefSeq names its product WD40 repeat-like protein. Gene Ontology annotation, cellular component: phosphatidylinositol 3-kinase complex, class III, type II; phosphatidylinositol 3-kinase complex, class III, type I; late endosome. Gene Ontology annotation, biological process: protein targeting to vacuole; protein phosphorylation; late endosome to vacuole transport. The record is from RefSeq and is a predicted model, not a curated record. Gene Ontology annotation, molecular function: protein serine/threonine kinase activity; protein binding; ATP binding. NCBI's taxonomy places the organism in Eukaryota, Fungi, Basidiomycota, Agaricomycetes, Boletales, Coniophoraceae. Bases 1 to 5256 code for a protein of 1751 amino acids. The transcript has 21 exons.
AUGGGCAACGUUCAGUCAGGCUCCGCUCUCACUCGCACCACAGGCGCACUCGAUUCUUUCGUAGCAGAGCUUGGGCCAGAUGUCGUAUACGACAAGAGUCUGGGUCAGGCAAGAUUUCUUAAGACAGUUAAAUGUCGUCACCGCAAUGGAGCCCUCGUAGUCAAGAUAUUCAUCAAACAGGACCCAGGCAUCAGCUUGCGCAAUUAUCAGCGCAGACUUAAGAUCGAACGCGAAUCUCUGCUCGAUAUACCCAACGUAUAUAACUACCAGACGUUCGUGGAGACCGACAAGGCGGGCUACAUAAUACGCCAAUGGAUUGGCAGCAACCUCUAUGACCGCAUCAGCACCCGCCCAUUCCUCAGCCUCGUCGAGAAGAAAUGGAUCGCGUUCCAGCUCCUCACCGCCCUACGCGACGCGCGCAACCGCAGGAUCUCGCACGGCGACAUCAAGUCCACCAACAUCCUCGUCACCUCCUGGAACUGGAUCUACCUCGCCGAAUUCGCGGCCCCAUACAAGCCCACGUACCUUCCGCUCGACGACCCCGCCGAUUUCUCCUUCUUCUUCGACACGAGCGGCCGCCGCACGUGCUACAUCGCGCCCGAGCGCUUCUAUACGGCAACGAGCAAUCCGGAAGUGAGCGCGCGCAAGGAUAAGCUGGGCGAAGAGGACGGGGAGGGCAAGAGGGAUGGCAAGGUUACAGAGGCGAUGGACUGUUUCAGUGCGGGAUGUGUGCUUGCGGAGCUGUUCCUGGAGGGGCCACUGUUCUCGCUCAGCCAGCUUUUCAAGUACCGCGAAGGGGAGUACAGCGUGGAGGGCCACUUGAACGGGAUUGAGGACGCGGGCAUCCGGAACAUGAUUAAACAGAUGAUCUCGCUGGACCCCAUCGCACGCCCAAACUUCGAGUCGCUGCUGCACACUUCACGCGGUACCAUCUUCCCAGAGAGCUUCUACUCCUUCCUGCACAGCUACAUCUCGUCUAUCAACGACCUCCCGUUCAAUGCUUUCUCACCGUUAUCGUCCUCCGGCUCCGCAGCCGGCUCCGCACUUGCCACACCAACUAUAUCGACACCAAACCCAUCGUCAAUUCAGCAACCCCCGUCGGCGCCGUUGAAGAGCGCCGGCGCCUCCGCAGCCAAGGAUGCAUUGGCGGAUGGUGCGCCGAACGUGCUCCCGAGCGACAGCGACCACCGGAUUGAGCGGAUAUGGGAGGACUUUGAGGGCGUCGAGCCGUAUCUUAUCCCUGACGACGAGGGCACGGAGGGCCCGCCGCGGGAGUUGGAAAAGGGGGACGGGAGCAACGUCAACGUCAAGAUUGACUACACUACAUCGCCUAUAUCCUCUAAACCACUCCAGGACAUCUUCCCCGUCGAACUGCACAUCCCGAAUCGCGAGCCGAGGCUCGGCGGGCCCAGCGCGGCGAGCGAGGACGGGCCCGCGCUGGUCAUUCUCUCGCUCGUGAGCGCCAACAUCCGCAACUGCGCGCUGCCGAGCUCGCGUCUGCGCGCCCUGGACGUGUUUCUCGCGCUCGCAAGGCACCUCACGGACGAGGCGAAGCUCGACAGGAUGGUGCCGUACGUUGUGGAUCUGCUGCACGACGAUGCGGCGGUGGUGAGGGUCGCGGCGCUGCGAACGCUUGUGCAGGUGCUCAUGCUCGUGAAGGUCAUCACGCCGUCCAACACGUCCGUCUUCCCCGAAUAUGUCCUCCCGAACGUGCGCUACCUCGCCGCGGACCCGGAGGUGUCCGUGCGCGCCGCGUACGCGCAGUGCAUCGUCCAGCUCGCAGACACAGCGCUGCGCUACCUCGAGGUCGGCCAGGCGCUCAAAGCUUACGGCAGAGUACCCGGCGCGAGCACCAGCCCCGGCCCCAGCGUCCACCCCGCCGUGUCCUACGACGCGGCGCUCGCGGACCUGCAGGCCUCCGUGCAGGAGCAGCUCGCGGCGCUGCUCAUGGACGGGUCGAGCAUCGUGAAGCGCGCGGUGCUGCACAAUGUCGGCGCGCUGUGCCUCUUUCUGGGACGGCAGCGCACGAACGACGUGCUGCUCAGCCACAUGAUCACGUAUCUGAACGACCGCGACUGGGCGCUGCGAUGCGCGUUUUUCGAGAGCAUUGUGGAUGUUGCGGCGUGUGCAGGGGGGAGGAGUUUGGAUGAGUAUAUUUUGCCGUUGAUGGUGCAGGCGCUCCUGUGCGAGCUCGGGCUGUUCCAGAAGAUGCGCAUAUGGGAGCUCAUGAGUGCUACGCUCGGGUUCUUCUACCACCCGAACGUGUGGAUACGACAGGGUCAUUUGGGAUUCUACGUAGGCGCAGCAGCGUUCAUCGCGUCCGCCGCGAAACACCUCCCGACGAGCGACGUGUGGUGCAUCCUCUACCCAUCCUUGCGCCAUCUUCUACGGUGCGAUGUCAAGGUGAUCGACGAGCAGAGCUUGCUCGGCGCGAUGAAGCCUCCUCUGUCGCGGGCCGUCUUCGACGGCGCGGUUCAAUGGGCGAUGAAGGCCGACAAGACCGCGUUCUGGCGCGGCCACCGGCGCCCGCCGUCCAAGGUCGAGUCACCGAGGGAGAGCAUCGUGUCGAUGCGCAAGGCGGGGAGCGUGAGCAGCGUAGGGAGGAACAAGACGGAGGAGGACGAAGCACACCUAAACAGGCUGCAAAACCUCGGCAUGGCGCCCGCGGACGAGGGCAAGCUCUUCGCGCUGCGGGAUUAUAUCCUCAAGCUCGCUAACAACACCGCGAGCUUCGCAGCCCGCUCGCGCACCGAAGCUGAAAAAGACGCGACGCUAAAGACAACAGGCGACGUCGAGAUGCAGAAGCUCGGCGUCCAGCCGCAGACCGUCUUCCUCCGCGCCGCCGCCCGCGCCGGCUCCUCCACGUCUGGUAUAGCGGACCUCGCAUCCCGCGCGUCGAGCCUUGAUCGCGGGAGCGUCGUUGGUGCAGUUGUUGGUGCCGGAGGCGCGCCGUUCGAGGAUCUUCGGCGGCGGCUGGCGACAAUCAACGGCUCGCAAGCGUCCGUCGCGCUCUCUUCGCCCGGUGGCGGCGCACGCGAGCGCGCGGCGGGGCUCGGGCUCGGGCUGUCCUUGCUUCCUCCUCCGCAGCCGUCGAGCUCCGCUGGGUCGUCGCCUGCUCCGGCACCGCCUGCGGUUCUUUCGCCUGCACGCCCCGGAAGCCCGACGGAGUCGAUCGUGUCGGCGACGAACUCGCUCGUUGUGCGCACGGGACAUCAGCAUAGGCUGCACGUGGGGAGCACGGACGGGCAGAAGGCGGCGCCGGCUGUGGGCGCGUCGCAUGCGAGCGCGAUUGGGGUGUUGGAGGCGAGCAGUCGGAUGAGGGCGGGGGAGGAUGGGAUGUCGUCGGGGCGGACGUCGCCUGUGUCGACGGCGGGGACUAUUGGGAGCAGCGGCGGUUUGAGACCGCGGGUGCCGUCGUUGUUGCCCAUCUCGACGUACGACGGCCACGAUCCGGGGAUCAGCACGGUGCUCGAGCAUCUCUACCUCGACAACAGCCACGCGCGGGAGCUGCAGCACGACUUUGGCCCGCGCGUGCACGAGGGCCCGAUACGCCGGCGCAACGCAGCGAGGCAGCGCGCUGCUGCCCUCUCGCAGGACGCCGGCUCCGACUCCAGCAACAACGCCCACCCGGGCUCAACACGGCGGCCCGCCGCCGACGCAACGCUCAUCGCGCACCUGUCCUCGCACACGGCGGCCAUAACGGGGCUCGCCGUCUCGCCGGACCACGUGUUCUUCGUGUCGUGCUCGGACGACGGCACGGUGAAGGUGUGGGACACGGCGCGGCUGGAGCGGAGUGUGACUGCGAAGCCGCGGGCGACGUAUGCGGGGCACGGGCAGGCGCGGGUGAAGGCGGUGUGUGUGGUGGAGGGGACGCAUUGUUUUGUGAGUGCGGGGGAGGACGGGGGGGUGCAUGUUGUUAGGGUGUUUGUGGGUGGGGGUGGAGGGUAUACGGUGCCGAAGUACGGGAAGUUGCAGCUUGUGAGGGAGCACCGCGUCGAGGGUGCGGCGGAGGGGGAGUGGGUGAGUGCGAUGGGGCAUUGGAACUCGGACACGUCCUCGAACCUGAUCUACACGACAACGCACGCGCGCAUCGUCACGCUCGACCUGCGCAGCAUGCGCGUGCUGCAGACGCUGCAGAACCCGCGGCACCUCGGCGCGAUAACGUGCAUGUGCGUCGACGUGCGCAAGCGCGCAUGGGUGCUUGUCGGCACCGCGUCGGGUGCGCUCGCGCUCUGGGAUAGGCGGUUCGGGAUGCUGUUGAGGACGUGGAUGGUCGGGCGGAGUGCGGGCGCGGGUGCGAAGGGGAGGCAGAGCAGGGUGCAUGGGAUCGCGGUGCAUCCGACGAAGGGGAGGGGACGGUGGGUUGUUGUUGGUGUCGAGACUGCGCGAGAUGGCGGGGCCAAUGGCAGCGGGGGAGGGAAUGGGGGAGGGGCGGCGACGAUGAUAGAGGUGUGGGAUAUCGAAGCUGCAGUGCUUGUGGAGAGCUUUGUCACCAGGACGGCGGCUGUCUCCCCCGCUACGACGACAACGACGGCAUCGAACGAGGGGAUGGGGACGGCGGAGAUGAGCCCCGCAGCUGCGAUCGCGGCGCUCGUGAACGCGCGGUACCCCGGCGGCGCCGCAUAUUCUUCCGGCCUGUCUGCCUCUCCUGGCUCGCGCGGAGGGUACGGGAACGGGAAUACGCACGAGGACAUGAUGGGCGCGUCGCUGCCCGCGCCGUCUGUCGACGUGCGCGCGAUGGUCGUCGGGGCGGACUUUGGCGGGUACGGGUACGGGGUGCACCACCGUUCGGAGCUCGUCGAUCUCGGCGAGGACAUGGUCGCGUCGUCGCUGCUGAGCCGGUCGGCGGGGCGCGGGUUCCUGAUCAGCGGGGGCGAGGACCGGCGGAUCAGGCUGUGGGAUCUGGCGAAGGUGGAGCGGACGUGUGUGCUUGUUGGGCCGGAUGCGGAGCAUGAGAAGCCGGCGUACAGCUCUGUGCGGGCAAAGGAUAAGGACAAGGACAAGGAAAGCGGGGGAGGGGGAGGGAAGGCGGUGAGCUACGUGGAGACGUGGUUGCCGACUGCGACGACGGCGGGGCAGAUGAACAGACCGGCACAGCGGAUGUCGCUUAUUACGCAUUCGCAGCAGAGUCUGGUGAGGGCGCAUUUGGAUGUGGUGACUGCGCUGGCGUGUCUCGAGUCGCCGUUCCGCGGGGGGAUUGUGUCGGGGGAUCGAGCGGGGGUGGUCAAGGUGUGGCGUGUUGGGAUUGCUGAGUAG